This is a messenger RNA of Nannizzia gypsea CBS 118893, 438 nucleotides long. RefSeq lists its product as hypothetical. Gene Ontology annotation, cellular component: negative cofactor 2 complex. The coding region runs from base 1 to 438 and encodes 145 amino acids. The record is from RefSeq and is a predicted model, not a curated record. Gene Ontology annotation, biological process: positive regulation of transcription by RNA polymerase II; chromatin remodeling; RNA polymerase II preinitiation complex assembly. Gene Ontology annotation, molecular function: TBP-class protein binding; protein heterodimerization activity; core promoter sequence-specific DNA binding. The transcript is spliced from 4 exons. Lineage: Eukaryota; Fungi; Ascomycota; Eurotiomycetes; Onygenales; Arthrodermataceae.
AUGUCAGACAGAGAAUUCGGAGGAAACGAUGACCUCUCCCUGCCAAAAGCUACGGUGCAGAAGAUCAUAACGGAAAUACUACCGCCUUCCUCCGGCCAGACGUUCGCAAAGGACGCUCGAGACCUGCUUAUUGAGUGUUGUGUUGAGUUCAUUACCCUGAUAUCCUCCGAGGCCAACGAAAUCAGCGAGAAGGAGGCAAAGAAGACAAUUGCCUGCGAACAUAUUGAAAAGGCACUUACCGACCUUGGUUUUGGAGACUAUGUCCCUGAUGUGCUUGCUAUUGCGGAGGAGCAUAAAGAGCAGCUAAAGGUAUGCCUUGACAACCGAGAGAAGCGGACAAAUAAGAUAGACCAGAGCGGCAUGUCACACGAAGAACUACUGCGGCUGCAGCAGGAGCUCUUCCGCUCGGCCGGAGAAAAGUACAACUCGGGGAGCUAA